AUGAACGACAGUAUCGGUAGUGUACAAUCAGCCUUACAAUGUAUCACGGCUCAAACUGAUCCUGAAACCAAGAAACAGGCGCUGCAUUUCUUGGAAGAGUACCAAAAGUCAUCGGAAUCGUGGACCGUCUGCCAUAGUAUUCUCGCUUCACAGGAUAGCCAGUAUGGUGUGGAACUUCAGGUUUUCGCAGCACAAACGCUGCGAAACAAGGUGACGUACGACUUGGCUCAGUUGGGAGAUCAGUUGGUCGAUUUCAAGAGCUCACUUUUGGAACUCAUCACCAAACAUUCCCAAAAAUUGAUAGUCACACAAUUGUGCGUGGCACUAGCGCGGCUGGCCAUUCAGUAUCUGGAAUGGAAAGCGCCCAUCGCCGAAAUCAUAGAAAAUCUAAGCCAAUGCCCCGAUAGAUUAGUAGAAUUCUUGAAAAUUCUGCCAGAGGAAACGCUAGAUAUCAAAUCCACUCCGUUGAGUGAGGAUGAGUUCCAGUCCAGGACUCAUGAACUCAUAGAUAGCAUAGCCACUGAUGUUAUGGAGUACCUGGUCGGUCUCGUAGAGGCCCUAGGAACCCCAGCCUCUAUCGUGACUGUGUCCCAAUUACUCAACUGCAUCAAUUCCUGGGCUUACGAGUUUCCCAUCGACAAACUGAUCAGAAUUAACAGCCUGAUGGCCCUCAUAUUCCAAGUGUUAAACCAAGGUCCGGAAGCAGACCCUGAAUCAUUCGAUGUUGCCGUUGAAUGUCUCUGUACCAUAUUAAAAGAGACUCGAGAGGUCGCAGACGAAACGAUCACCUCGGCUUUAUAUGAACAACUUAUGGCUUUACAGUCUAGGAUACUUCCUAUCAAUAGCUUGGAAGAUCUCGAAGAUCACGUCGAGACCAUGGACGGACUAACACGAAUUUUCGUCGAAGCUGGGGAGGCUUGGUGCGUUUUAAUCGCCAAGACACCGGCAAUUUUUAAACCUUUGGUAUCAAUUCUUCUGAUUCUCACAUGCAAAAACACUGACCUUGACGUUGUUAAGUACACAUUUCCAUUUUGGUUCAAUCUCAAGCAAAUGCUUGUACUGCCGCGCUUUAGCGAGCAACGCUCAGAAUAUGCGGAUAUCUACGGUGAGCUCAUAGAUGGUAUCAUAGCACACUUGCAUUAUCCUGAAGGUGGGUUUUCCAGUAGAGAGGAACAGGACAAGUUCAAGGAAUUUCGUUAUGACAUGGGAGGAGUUUUGAAAGACUGCACUGCCGUCGUUGGGUCUUCCAAAGCUUUAAGCCGCCCCUAUGACAAAAUAAUGCUGGCAUUGAAUCGACCUGAGCCAUUGUCGCGUUGGCAGGAUUUGGAAGCACCGCUCUUCUCUCUAAGAACCAUGGCUCAUGAAGUGUCAAAAAACGAGUCUGUCAUGUUGCCACAGUUGAUUCAAGUUCUCUGCAAAAUACCGGAACAUCCCAAAGUGAGAUAUGCAACAACAUUGGUCUUUGGCAGGUACACUGAGUGGACUGCAAAACACCCUGAGUUCCUUGAGAUGGAACUAAAUUAUAUUUUUGAUGGUUUUCAACACGCCAACGGUAAUGUUGACAUUCUCACAGCGUCUUCGCAUGCCCUGAUGUACUUUUGUCAAGAUUGCAGCACACUGUUGAGUAACUACGUCGAGCAGUUGAUCGACUUUUUCUGGAAAAUUGAGCCAGUAGUCGAACCACAAUCUUUGUUUGAAGUCGGCCAAGGUUUGAGCUGCGUGAUAGAUCGGCAAUCAGAUGAAAGGGUGGGGCCUGUUUUGGAACUUUUCAUUAUGCCCCAUUUACAAAAACUCAACACUGCGGCUGUGCAAUGGAAACAAAAUCCAGCAAAUAGCACUGCCACUACUGCAAUUUGUGAUACAAUUGACCUGAUAUUCGCUGCCUUCGAAGAACUCAAGCCUCGCUUUGAGAGCCCUGACAUUGGCCAAGACCCAGUUGAGCCAUGCAUAAAAUCCAUAUGGGAUACACUUCGGGCCCUUCUAGUUGACGGAGGGGCAAUGAACAAUCAUGAGAUCGCAGAAAUCGCUAUGAAGUGGCUGCGGAAGGUAUUUUUAAACUUUCAUGUUUUCGCCACUUCCGUUCUACCCUCAGCUGCAAAUUUCCUCGCUGAAGCUUAUGCAGCAACGGGACUUGGAAUAUAUCUAUGGUGCUCGGGCUCUAUUAUAGCUGUUUUUGGUGACGACGAAUCAUUUCCGAUUGAUGCUCAGACAAAAGAAGCUGUUUGGCAAUUUUCCUGCACUCAAUGUGUGACGUUCAUGAAUACUUUCAACGCCGCUAGCGAAGAGGCUCUUGAACAGUAUCAGGAAUCUGUUCAGGAUUUUUUCAUGAUGCUGACUGAUAUUGUCAUGUUUUUCCCGGGACAUUUUCUCCAAGCCAACGCGCUUUUAGGUCCUUCCUUCUCAAUGGGUCUAACAUGCGUCACGAAAAUGGCUAAUUAUGAUGCGUAUAUUACUGUGAUACGCUUCUUCGAUGAUGUCUUAUCAUGGGGGUUUGAGACCCCACCGAUUUCUACAGCUGCGCUCGAUUUUGUUCCUGAAAAAUGGAGAGAGAAAGUGUUACGUGAAGUGGUAGAAUCACAAGGGGCUCAAUUGAUCCAGGCAAUUAUGUCAGGCCUUGUCACUAACUUCAACAGCGACUCCCACCCUGACGCAAUUGGCUGUAUGGUAAGAACUCUCAGACUAUGUUUGCAAUGUUCUGGCGGAGACCCCUCCGUAGCCUUGGGCUGGCUCAGUGGAGCCAUGGAUGUCAUAGGGAAGGUCACUGAUCAAGAGAGGUCGAAUCUUUUAACCACUGUCGGAAACGCUUUACCGCAAAGAGACAUGAGAAGAGUAAGAAACGGGUUGAAGGACUUCAUCACUUGGUACUUGAGAAAAAAUGUAUCUCCAAGGACAUACAAAUAA
Messenger RNA from Lachancea sp. 'fantastica', 2901 nucleotides. The record is from the annotation of a GenBank genome assembly. Lineage: Eukaryota; Fungi; Ascomycota; Saccharomycetes; Saccharomycetales; Saccharomycetaceae.